CCCAAAGAUUUGUAAAGAUUUGUAACAAUCUUUAUGUUUUGUUUUGUUUUUAUAAACUCAGCUAAAGCGUCACAGAGAUUAUGUCUUGGAGAACUUAUAAUUGUGAUCGAUGUGGGAAUGAUUUUGCCAGCCAAAUUGCCCUCAAACUUCACUUUCGGACCCAGCAUAUUGGUAAAGACAUCUGCGAUAUGUGUGGAAGAGAAAUUUUACGAGAAAGCAUGCAGGAGCACAAGCAGGUUAUUCACUUUAAUCAGAGGCUGGCUUUGGUAUCACCCCAAAGAGAGACACUCUUCAUAGCCACAGAAACUUGUCUGACAUGUCGCUUGUGUCGAAAGGCCUUUGGCACAAUAUUUGGAAGAGAACAACAUGAGAGACAGCACCAUGAUUUUACUACCAGCAAGCGAGCUAGAAUGUCCACUGGAUUUUCACCUCACAGCAUACUUUUCAGUAAAGGGUCACAGCAGCUGAGACAGUUUGUGGAUGCAAAGCUUCGACCUGUAACCGGACUUGUAAAGAUCGAUUGUUCUGCAGAGGUGGAAACAAUGAUAAGAUUACUUAUUGAUUGCUGCCCGGUGUCUGUGAACAGAGCUGUCAAGGGUGGCUCUUUUAUAAAAGGAACAGAUACACAAGACUGGUCUGACAUCGACAUUGUGUUCUUCAGUGAGUCUUUCAGAAGUUUAGAGGACUGCAAACAAAAUAUAACACCAGCCCUUGAAGCCUUGGAAGAGAACCUAAAGAAGACCUCGAUGGCCAACAGGAUGCUGAUUGAAAAGAAGACUCGGGUGUCAUUAAGAUUUCAAAUGAUGUGUUUCAAAAAUUUGCACAGCCACCAGUUUGAUGUUAUGCUCUGCUACAAUGCGCUCAGUCACAGACCUUCUCAAGAUGAAAAAAAUCUAUUGUAUAAAAAACUCUACAGUUGUGGAGACAGCAGCGAAGUUCAGCUUUAUUCCCUCUGUUUACUACAAGAUCAAGUUGAUUUUGUGAAGAUAACUACCAAAGGAGUCAAGGAUCUGAUCUGCUUGGCGAAAUAUUGGAUGAAGACUUCUUUUGCCAGACCAGACCAGGAAAACAGGUUUCGUCGAUUGCCCUCAUCCUACACACUGGAACUCCUCACGCUCUAUGCAUGGCAGCAGGCAGGGAAGCCCAUUUUUUUCAAUUUGCUCCAGGGGCUGAGGGCUGUGCUGUUACUUCUCGUGAACUACUUGGAUAUCUGCAUCGUCUGGUAUGAGCACUACAGUCCAUCUUCGUGGAUUGUCAGGAAGGCACUUCAGCAUCAGACAAGACCAUUCAUUUUGGACCCAGCAAAUCCCACAUUUAAUGUCUGCGAGAACUGCAAUGCUUGGGAUGAAGUAGCCGUUGUUGCCAAACAAAGCUUGCUGAAGCCACUUCUGAAUGGAGUGCAGUGCACCGGACCCUGGAGCUUCAUAGACGGCAAUUAGAUUCUGAGAGGAUGAUGUGAGAUUAAACACAUUUAAGGAAUACAGGAUAGCAAAUGUGUCUGUUUUAGAGUGAAGCUGGUGGAAAUGCUGAUAUUUCAGCUGUCUAGACAUUCUUAGUGGAUGAGCUGGGAGUUGUAAACCUACCUCAUUCUUACAGUUCGCUGAACAUAUUUUGUGUUUUGUUUUUAUACACAGAAUAUCAAAAAAUUUUUUUAAUUAUGAAUAAGAGCUUUGUGCCAGCAAUGCUAAUGCAACAUAUAUUGUGACUGAAAAUCAUACCCCA
This is a messenger RNA of Erpetoichthys calabaricus (reedfish), 1722 nucleotides long. Its product is annotated as 2'-5'-oligoadenylate synthase 1-like. Bases 81 to 1439 code for a protein of 452 amino acids. Gene Ontology annotation, biological process: regulation of ribonuclease activity. Gene Ontology annotation, molecular function: double-stranded RNA binding; 2'-5'-oligoadenylate synthetase activity. NCBI's taxonomy places the organism in Eukaryota, Metazoa, Chordata, Cladistia, Polypteriformes, Polypteridae. The record is from RefSeq and is a predicted model, not a curated record. The transcript is spliced from 8 exons. Gene Ontology annotation, cellular component: nucleoplasm; membrane; cytosol.